UGUGAACUGGUGAUGAUGGUGUGGGUUCUUGCGUUGGAGAACAAGCACAAAAUGGUUGGCUCUCUGGUUAGUAAAUCUUUGAAUGUCGUGACAUUUACAACAAUACUACUUAGUUUGGAAUCAUUAUACGAAGGAUCGACAGCUGCCGUUGUUCAUGGUGAGAGGUAUCAUGGUCCCUUUGUACGGGUGGUGGGAAUCACUGGACAACAGCAGUGUGUCCGGGAGUGUAGACACAGACCCAAGCUGUGUCGGGGAGUGAACUACCAGAAACAGGAACUACUGUGUGAUCUCGUGUCGGCCAUCAACGAAACGGAAUCAAAAUCUGACUAUGUUAGAAUUGAAAUUGAUCAGACUGGCCAUAUUCCAGAUGAAUGCCUGUCAUGUUCUACUGACGAUCUGUGUGUGACGCUCUCCAGUAAGAAAGUCCACUGUAUUCGAGCUCUGCUAGGUCUUGCAUUGGGUAAACAAACGAAACAGUCGUCAACACAUGGGGCCUAUGGGGCUGAACAUGCAGUAGACGGCAACAGAGGUACAGACAUUUACCAAGACAAGUGUACACACACCGGGGACGGCGACACAAAUCCCUGGUGGAGGGUGGAUCUACUGACGGUGUAUUCCAUCAAAUCUGUCAGAAUACUCAACAGAGGGAUAGACUAUAGUGGAGAUUUUUCAAACCGGUUACGAGAUGUUACCGUCACUGUAGGGCUGACUGAAUCAGACGUCAAUACUCCCUGUGGUGUCUUUGCUGGCCCCGGUACUGCGUCACAGCUGGUUGUCAUCAACUGUCCGACGUCACCACAGGGGAGAUUCGUAAAAAUCUCCAUGACAACUUCGAUUCUCAGUCUUUGUGAAGUUGACGUGUUCGGUGUAUCCGUAUAAUUAUCAUAAUUAUUUAUGUUUCAAGGAACA
Molecule: messenger RNA, 909 nt
Organism: Magallana angulata
Lineage: Eukaryota; Metazoa; Mollusca; Bivalvia; Ostreida; Ostreidae
Exons: 5
Coding region: 13-879 (288 amino acids)
Source: RefSeq, a predicted model, not a curated record